Triticum dicoccoides is the source of this 1481-nucleotide messenger RNA. RefSeq names its product NAC domain-containing protein 73-like. The transcript is spliced from 6 exons. The record is from RefSeq and is a predicted model, not a curated record. Gene Ontology annotation, cellular component: nucleus. Gene Ontology annotation, biological process: regulation of DNA-templated transcription. Gene Ontology annotation, molecular function: DNA-binding transcription factor activity; transcription cis-regulatory region binding. Bases 96 to 1205 code for a protein of 369 amino acids. Lineage: Eukaryota; Viridiplantae; Streptophyta; Magnoliopsida; Poales; Poaceae.
CCUCGACCCCCCUCCCCUCGGAUGCCCUUGCGCUCCACACUCCGCUCUCGGUCCCUCCCAACCCUCCCGUCGCAGCGCAGCCGCGGCGGCCGGCCAUGGCAGAAUUCUUCAGGUCAUUGAUCGUUACUGCCAAGACAAUUGCUACCAUGAUAAUUCAUCCCUCGCUUUGCAAGAUUGAGGAAUUGCUUGCAUGGAUGGAGUGCCCAAAUUGCAAAUACCGCAUUGAUAAUACUGAUGUUUUAUCACAGUGGCCAGGCCUCCCUGCUGGUGUUAAAUUCGAUCCAACUGAUCUCGAACUGCUUGAACAUUUAGAAGGAAAGGUUGGCAGGGUAGCGUCCCAUGUACUAAUAGAUGAUUUUAUUCCAACCAUAAAGGAGGCCCAAGGAAUCUGCUAUACACAUCCGGAAAAUCUCCCUGGUAUCAAGAUGGACGGGAGCACCGGUCACUUCUUCCACAAAGUAUCCAAUGCAUACGUUGUUGGCAAGCGUAAGCGUCGCAAGAUUAGCAACAGUGACCACACUGUUUGUGAUGAGAAUCUCAGAUGGCACAAGACUGGAAAAUCCAGAUCUAUCUUAGAUAAUAACGGUGUCAUAAAAGGGUGGAAGAAAAUAUUGGUUCUUUACAUAGGUUAUCGGAAAGGAGGUGGCAAGACAGAGAAAACUAAUUGGAGAAUGCAUCAGUACCACCUUGGGGUAGAUCAAGAUGAAAAGCAGGAGGAGCUUGUUGUUUCCAAAGUCUUUUAUCAGGUGCAGUCAAUGAAUGCUGGGCAGUCUCUAGUGUGCGGUGUUAAUGAAGAAUUCGAUUCAUUUGCUGGGGAAGACGAUCCUACAACCCCAAUGACAUACCCUCUGCAGACUCGUUACCCAAACGGCAGCCCAUCCGGAACCGAGCAGAAUCAGGAGGAGGGAGAGUCCCGCGUGUCUACAGUUCGGGAAGCGGGGGAAUGGCUCGCUGGAAGCUCGUCGCAUGCCAUGGAUGACGCAGCGGUGUCUGGCCUGGAUGAACACCUGUCACACGGCAGAAUCCCGGAGGAGGCGCUCCUGGGGUUCCCUGACCUCGGAAUGCCUCCGGAUGUCUCCCUUCUCACCGACAUGCAGUUGGGGUCGCAGGAUAGCAUGGAGAUGUGGCUGGUUAGCGUGUUAACAGAGGAUGAGGGGGUAUUUGAAGCAGCGGAGCAACGAGAAGAGGCUGGUUUUUCUCCGUGAUGUAGUAGUACUCCCUCCGUCCGGAAAUACUUGUCAUCAAAAUAAAUAAAAGGGGAUGUAUCUAGAUACAUCCCUUUUUGUCCGUUUUGAUGACAAGUAUUUUCGGACGGAGGAAGUAUGUUGUAUCUCUGUGCAUGAGUGAUGGAUCUCUGAGAAAAUUUUGUAUAUGAUCCUGGAGCUUGCCAACUGAACGUAGCUCGGCUAUGUUUAAUGUUUGUAGUAAUAGCAGUCAUUUAUUUUCAAAUGUAAAUGUGGGAGGACCGCUCCCAAUUUUAU